AUGAAGCAGGUCAAGAGCGCUUCGCCCAACCUCCGAUUCCUUAUCAGCAUCGGUGGUUGGACCGACUCCAACCUCUUUUCGCCUGCCACCGAAGCCAAGUACAUUGACAAGUUUGUCACCAGCAUCGUCAAGUUUGUCCAGUUCUUUGGCUUCGAUGGCGUCGACUUUGACUGGGAGUACCCUGUCUUUGAGCAUGGUGGCCAGGCUAUCAAUGCAUCAGCACCUGUGCCGGCCGGCACUUUCAACAACCUGCUCUCCAAGACCCGUGCUGCCUUCAAUGCCAUCGGCAAGACUGCCAACAACGAAAACUACCUGAUCAGCGUCGCCGCGCCUUCGGGUUAUGAGAACUCCAAAAUGGAUCUCCCGACUGUCUGCGGCAUCGUGGACUAUGUCAACGUGAGUGGCUCCCGGGCCCCAUUCACGCUUGUAUCGGCAGCAUGCGCUGUUUGA
Molecule: messenger RNA, 450 nt
Organism: Polychytrium aggregatum
Lineage: Eukaryota; Fungi; Chytridiomycota; Chytridiomycetes; Polychytriales
Product: glycoside hydrolase superfamily
Exons: 2
Coding region: 1-450 (149 amino acids)
Biological process (GO): carbohydrate metabolic process
Molecular function (GO): hydrolase activity, hydrolyzing O-glycosyl compounds
Source: RefSeq, a predicted model, not a curated record